AUGGCAGAUGUUCCUCAGGCAGGUAUCCCAGCCUUCUCUUCAUGGCUCAUUCAGAUUUCAGAUGCUUUCUCCAAUGGCUUCCGCCGCCUCGGCCAAAACGGAGCUGUUGACUCUGAGGUCUCAGUAAAAGAUGAGAGUUCAGAGGUGGAGCAGAACUUGAGGGUUGUUCAUGGAUCUGGAGUGGAUCCACAGGAGAAGCUGGCGUUGCGAGGUCAGGGCAGCAGGUUUGAUUAUGCCCCCUCUGCCGAACGCCUGACUCCCAUCAGUGAAGAGACAGAUGAGCUGGAGAGCAGAAGGAGUCUCCUGGCUUCACGCUGCUCUGAUGCUGUGAAUAGUUACGGCGAUGAUGGAGAGAUUUCCAGCUCGUCAGACAGCGAUGGUGAGUUAGCAAAGCAGUUUGAGAUCUCGGUUUCCCGCUCACAAAGCUUCUGUUUGGGUGUUACGGAGCUCAACACCCAGAAUGCACCAGGGCAACAUCACAAAUUUAAACGGCUGCUCUCUGACAAGGAAGAAGGAAGCACAGAGCCAUCUGACUGUGAAGAAGCUGAGAGAAACAGUGUGCAGAGUUUUGAGGAUCCCCUCUCGUCCAGGCGACGUGUGAGGUCUGAGCCGAGAGACCCGUUAUCACAGAGUCCUCUUCCUGAGGGCCAGACCCUCACAGACCCUCUCCCUCUGAUGGCGGAGCAGAUCUCUGUGGGCUCCCAGGACACAGGGGACAGUCUGGAGGCUCUACCCAGGGACGAGGGCAGUCGCCUGAGCAGUGUGGGGUGGCAAAACCCACAAAGGAGUCUGGCAGUCGACAAUCAUGGAUAUGACAACAAUGAGGCUACGGAUAGUAUCUCCACAUGGAGCUCUGAGCGUGAACAAUCUCCAUCCCACCCUUUGAGUGCUUCCCCUCGUGGACAUAUCUCAAAAUGUGGUGAUCUCAUAAUUGCCCUCGACUACCGGGCUGAAACCCACAGGUUGCUGGUCACAGUGAUAAUGGCCCAAGGUAUUCCAGACAAGGCACGGAGUGGCAUGGACUCCCGGCAGGUGCAUGUGGUGCUGUUACCCGGUAAACGACAGCGGCACAAGACGGCCGUUCAGAAAGGCUCCAUGCCUAGGUUUGAGGAGACAUUCCGGUUCUCACAUCUAGAGCCGGGGGAUCUGGGUUCCUCUGCGCUGCGGUUCCGCCUGUAUGCGAUGGGCAAGAUGAACAGGGAGAGGAUGAUGGGAGAAGCCAUGUACAAGCUGAGCAGACUGAAACACUCAGGACACUUCCAGAUCACACUGGUCCUGGAGCCACGUAGUAAUCUCAAGACAGUAGACUCCCAGGUGUCUUUCAGCGCUCAGAGUGACAGUGCUUCCUCCAGUCAUUCUGUGUCUCAUGGUGGAAACCCAGAACUACUGCUGGGUUUAUCAUAUAAUGCCACCACAGGACGACUGUCUGUAGAGAUCAUUAAAGGCAGCCACUUCCGUAACUUCGCUCUCAACAGACCUCCAGAUACAUUUGGUAAGCUUGCUCUGUUAAACUCCAUGGGACAGGAGAUAUCCCGCUGUAAGACGUCCAUCCGUCGCAGUCAGCCGAAUCCUGUCUUCGAGGAGACAUUUGUCUUCCAGGUCGCACUGUUCCAACUGUCAGACGUCACAUUAAUGGUCUCCAUUUACAAUCGGCGGAACAUGAAACGCAAGGAGAUGAUUGGCUGGGUGGCUCUGGGCCAGAACAGCAGCGGUGAGGAGGAACUUCUUCACUGGCAGGACAUGAAGGAGAGCGGAAACCAACAAGUCUGCCGCUGGCACACACUACUGGAAGCUUAGAGGAGAGAGAGGUAGAAGUCUAAUCACUCAUACCUACUGCGUUCAGCUGGAUUUUCCUUUGGGAAGGAGGUGAAAGCCAAGACCAAAAAUACCCACAAAAACCGGAAUUGAACAAGCACUUUUAACAGUAUCAAACAAAGAUAAGGCAUGUCAAUUUUGGAAGCACAUCCAAACACAAAGAAACACCCACACGCCACUUUCCUUCUCCCUGAGAGUACUUGAUACAGCCUCUUAUCUGGUAACCAGGAAAUUACUUCAUGGCGUAAUAUACAGACUACUCUCUUCAACUCCAGCAGCAACCAAUCAAAAUGCAUUAUAGCCCGAGCCACGGUGAUUGUCGCCUAGCGAUUUCAUGAAUAGAGGAUUGAUUUGAAAUUAUUAAAUGCCUUUCUUCAGAUCAUUUUAAGCUUGAACACCAGAACCAGUUUUGGUGGGACUAAAGGUUUAAUGAGCAGAAAACUGUUAGUUGAACACGUGCACUUUCAUUCAUGCUCUCCUACCGAUGACACUAAAGCUGUUUCUUUUUAUUACAUUUUACAUCAAAUUAUGCUGUAAUAUAAAGUCACGGACUCACGGACAGUGUUAUGAUAAAAGUUGCUGUUAAAAGGAGUACGCAAGUUAUUCCUAUUCAUAUCAGAAUAAGAGAUAUCAGCAAUUUACUUUAAGACGUAGUUCACCCAAAAUUGAAAUUUCUGUUUUAUUAUUUACUCACCCUCAUAAUGUUCUAUUAUGAAUGCUUUUCAUUCAACCAUUCAACCAUUGUUUAACUCUUUUUAGUAAUUUCACUGAAUGAGGACUUGUGCUGGUCAGGAUUUAAAGGAGACCUGUUAUGUCCCUUAUUACAAUAUGUAAUAUAAGUCUCAGGAGACCCCAGAAUUUGUCUGUGAAGUUUCAGCU
Sinocyclocheilus anshuiensis is the source of this 2694-nucleotide messenger RNA. Its product is annotated as synaptotagmin XVI. Gene Ontology annotation, molecular function: phospholipid binding. Lineage: Eukaryota; Metazoa; Chordata; Actinopteri; Cypriniformes; Cyprinidae. The record is from RefSeq and is a predicted model, not a curated record. The transcript is spliced from 6 exons. The coding region runs from base 1 to 1797 and encodes 598 amino acids.